AUGGUGAGCCGUGUGAUCUCAGAAUUUACUCACACUUCCGUCAUGUUUCCCCCCUUGUCUUCUUUUCCCUUCUUGUAGUUGAUUCCGCAGCGAUGUGCUGCCGCCUUGGUAGUUUUGUUUUACGUUGACCGCGCUGUGUUGGUCUUAUCCUUUGCUAGAUUUCGCCCUCGUUCUCAUGCGUCAGCUUAAAACAUUUGCUCUGGUAAAUAGGAUGCAUCACAGGGAACAGUCUGACGAUUUUUUCAAUUUUAUUGGUCAAUCUGUUAAUCGGGUCUAUUCAGGGUUCUCCUCCUUUUAAUGCGGGAAACACAAGGUCGAAAGCUCUGUUGCAUUGCUUAAUUCUCUUUGCAAUCUUCUGAAUUCUCACUCUAAUUUAACGUGAUGUAUGCCUAUGUGAAAUGCUUUAUUCUAAGAUUUCGUUGACCUUUCUGUUAUAGGGAUGUUGGAUGUAAUGCUUAAGGUUGUCAGCAACACAGAACUAUAUAAAAUAAAUUGGGUGGAUCAGAUAAACGAUAUGCAUAACUAUUUUUUGGACUCUGUAGUCGCAACUUUUGUUCUUAUUUACUAUGAAUGGGUUUCGCAGUAGUAUGGAGCUCCUGCUUCACUGGUAGAGCUGUGUGCUUCUAGAUCUUCCUUGUUGAUUUAAGUUACGAAACUGGUCAAUUUGUUUACUGUGAUUAGAUGAGAUUUUUGUGAAUGUCAACCUCUUGACUUGGUUGUUUGCUAAUGUCAACAAUUGUCCGUGUUUUAUUCUUCUAAAUUUAAGCUAGCAAGAAUAAACAUAAUUCUUUCGGUAGAAAAAAGUUCCGUGUUGUUUAAUUUUUUUUAUUUUCUUCAUAUGAGGGAUUGCUAUUUUGUUUUGCCCUCUUUAACCUUCCAAUGAUAGGAAGUUUGCCUUUUUUACCUUCUCUGUUUUACUUUAUUGCGUAUUGGGAAUGAUUUAGAUUCUGAUUAACUUCUUUGCCUUCUUAUUUUUGACUUGUUCUCUACUGUCCUUUUUUUCUGCAGGUGGAAGGAAAAUCUUGUCUGUCUAGGGAGGUUAAGACUAGGUUAGAAAUUCUCAAGCGUAAAAGGCUUCAGCAAUUGAAAUCGGGUGUCACACACGGAAGGGAUGUUUCUAAUAUGAGGACGAGAAGUGGAGGGGAUGCCUUGAAAGCAUCUUCUUCUUAUGGAUGCCCACCGCAGGGCAAUGCAGAUGGAUUUGCUUUCAACUUUAAUGCCUCUCCUGCAAAGGAUGCCUUUGCUAAGCACAAGGUUGAAAAGCUUCCAAUUUCAAACUUAGAAUGGAUUGAGAAAAUCCCGGAAUGCCCCAUUUUUUCUCCAUCGAAAGAAGAGUUUGAGGAUCCGCUCAUCUACUUGCAAAGAAUUGCUCCCAUUGCUUCAAAAUUUGGUAAUAUUCAAUUUCCUGAUUUUAUUAUUUCUAGGUACUACGUCAAUGUAUGCUUUGUUCGAUCUAGGUCCUGUAUUUUUAAAGCCAUCCUCAUCACAAAUGCUUUUCUCAAUCACAUCAAAGCUCUUCUGUCUAACGACUAAUUUCUGAAUCUCAGGAGACUCACUGUUCAUUUUCAUUUUCAUGUCUUCUCUUUAAAGUAUCUUUUUUGUUGAUAUUUCAAUGGUUUCCUUCAAUUUUGUCGAAUCGAAUCAGAACAUUUGCUUUAAUUCUCAUAAGACAGGAAUAUACCAUCGACUUAAGUUGUGUUGCUCCAUAUUUCUUUUCCUGGCAUCAAGUUCUUGAUCUCAACAGAAAUACUGCGACGUACAUUUGGUGAUAUUUGUUGGAAGAUAGAAUGGAGAAUAGUUAUUGUCCACAUAUAUUUAGCUUUAAAUUACAUUCUGGAGCUUACGUGUAGUACAAUGCUGUAGGCAUUUGCAAGAUAAUAUCCCCGUUGAGUGCCUCUGUACCUGCUGGCAUGGUAUUAAUGAAGGAGAAAGCUGGAUUCAAGUUUACGACCAGAGUUCAGCCUCUCCGUCUUGCAGAGUGGGAUAGAGAUGAUAAGAUUACAUUUUUCAUGAGCGGAAGGUAAUCAUGUUGUUCAACAAGGGACGAUAUUUUAAUUUGGGCGGUUUAUGAGUAUUUGAACGAUUUUUCAGGAAUUAUACAUUUCGUGAAUACGAGAAAAUGGCAAACAAGGUGUUCUCCAGAAGGUACUCGAGUUCAGGGUGUCUUCCAGAAAGAUACCUAGAGGAAGAAUUUUGGCAUGAAAUAGCCUUUGGGAAGACAGAGUCGGUUGAAUAUGCAUGUGAUGUUGAUGGCAGUGCCUUCUCAUCAUCGGCUAGAGAUGAGCUUGGAAAAAGCAAAUGGAAUCUGAAGGUGAUAUUUUGUUUUUUCAAUUUUUAUAUCAUCUGCCGAUGAAAUUUAAUGUUGUAGCUUUGAUGGCCCCUGUAGUCAGAAUAAAUCGGUUUUUUUUUUUGGUUCUCUUUCAGCUUAUGUAAAAACACUUGCAGGGUUAACAUUUUCUCAUGUGCACUGGCAUUGGUACUUGUAUUAGAUUUUCUGAUUAUAUUGGUUGUAUCUCUGGCAUUGGUACUUGCCUUUCUAAUCGGGCUUCUUCAUUAAGAAAUCAGUCUCUGAUCAAAGUUGAAGAAGAAUAGAUGCGAACAUGUCUUCUUCUACAAAAAUACAUCAGAACAAAUUUAUGGAUCCGGAGAAAGAAGAUGCUUCUAGUUAAAAAAAUAAAUAAAAUUAUGCCUUAAAUUUUAUGGAUCUGAAGUUGGGUUGUCUCUGUGGCCAUCUACCGACGAAGUAUCCUUCUUAAUAUUCUUCACCUUAUGUAAAAACACUGGCAUUUGUACCUGAUGCUUGUUUUACCUCAGACCUCUACUAGUAUUACAUUUAAAAUUUUGUGUUCCCUUUUUUCUUCUGGUAAUCCAUUACUUAUCCUCCUUUUGUGCAUUGCGGGCAGAAACUUUCCCGUCUACCGAGGUCAAUUCUGAGGCUUCUGGGAACAGCUAUACCGGUAAAUUAUUUUUUCUGGCUUUUGAAGUUCAAUAACUGUUACAUCAGUUACGAUUGCAGCUUUUGAGUAUGUUAUUUCUAACAACCGUGUUUUCUUUUCAGGGAGUGACUGAUCCCAUGCUUUACAUAGGAAUGCUAUUCAGCAUGUUUGCUUGGCAUGUAGAGGACCACUAUCUCUACAGGUAAUUUUAAAAGAUGACGUAAGAUCUUUUUAUUCUCAAUCUUGUAUUUUUAUCAUUCCGAUUGGUUCCUACCUCUGUGCUUGAUUGUUGUCACUUCGGAGUAGAGAAUGCAGUUGGCUAACAUGGAAUUCAGUCAUCUUAUUCUUGAUUAUGACUGAUAUUCAUGUUGUUACUUUUUCCUACCAGCAUUAAUUAUCAUCACUGUGGAGCCUCAAAAACAUGGUAUGGGAUUCCUGGGAAUGCUGCUCUCCAUUUCGAGAAGGUCGUGCGGGAGACGGUCUAUUCUCAUGAAAUUUUAUCAAGCAACGUAGAUGAUGCAGCAUUUGAUGUUCUUCUCGGGAAAACAACCAUGUUUCCACCAAACAUUUUGCUCGACCAUGGUGUCCCCGUCUAUAAAGCCGUACAGAAACCUGGGGAAUUUGUCAUCACCUUUCCUCGGGCAUACCAUGCAGGUUUUAGCCACGGUAAGAAAUGUUUCAUGCAUAAUUGUCUUCUCCCCCGAGAUUGAAAUAUUAACUUCCUUGACUAAAUAUGCACUAUCUUAUGAUCAACUUUCAGGUUUUUAAUUGUGGCGAGGCGGUCAAUUUGAUUCAUAUCUGAUAUUUCAUGCAUAAUUGUCUUCUCCCCCGAGACAUAAAUAUUAACUUUCUUGACUAAAUAUGCACCACCGUAUGAUCAACUUUCAGGUUUUAAUUGUGGCGAGGCGGUCAAUUUUGCGAUUGGCGAUUGGUUUCGACUAGGAGAAAUGGCUAGUCAGCGGUAUGCACUCCUCAAUAGGGUGCCACUUCUGCCUCACGAAGAACUUCUCUGUAAGGAAGCAAUUAUUCUCCACAAUAGAUUCUCUGAUCCCAAGGACCGAGCCUUUUCAAGUGAAGACGUGGUUUCACAUAAAACCGUCAAAGUUUUAUUCGUGCAAAUGAUGCGAUUCCAGCAUCGUGCUCGCUGGUCCCUGACGAAAUCUGGAGCACGAUCAUAUUAUUCCCCAAAUUCUCAGGGAACCAUUCUUUGUGGCAUCUGCAAGCGUGAUUGCUAUCUAUCUUAUGUCACAUGCAACUGCCAUGAACAUCCCAUCUGUCUUCGCCACGGUAGGAUUCUAACAUCGCCUUCUACAGUUUCCAUCACUUUUCGCAUACAAUCAUUUUUGGGAUUAUUAACGUCUACAUAUUUCCUGUUUAUGAGCUUUCAGAGACUGAGAUGGUCAACUGUCAAUGUGGUCGAAAUCGUGCCGUCUUUUCUCGGGAGGAUAUCUUUGAAAUGGAAACUGCAUCUCAGCGGUUUGAACAGGACGAGGGAGUACUUGCAGAGAUGGAGAGACAGAUCGGAAGUAAUGAUGAAACCCUAAUGUGGCGAUAUUUCUCACCUGGCAGCAGAGAGGAUGGCUAUGUUCCAUAUUGUGGUAUCAAUAUUGAAGUGGGCUUCAAAGAUCUAGAGCAAUCUCAUCACCGAUCACUUGAUUUUGUUUCAAUAUCAAAAAAAGGCAUCUAUUCAGAUAACGGCAGUGACUUAGUUAAAGAUGAUGGUUCGCCAGAAUAUAUCUACUCAUUUGGGACUUCAAAUGUUUCUUCUGCAUUGAAGCCUGACAGAAGAAGAUCUUCAUUUAAUGAUGAAGUAAGUGUUUACAUUCUACUAGAUUCAUCUAAUUCCUUUUGACUUUGGAUAAUUGUUGCAUCAAUAAAGGCGCGGAUGCGCUGGGCAUUAUUUACAUCUUCCUCCUUAUGUGGCACGCAGGGUUCUUUCUAUAAAGCGUUGACCAAUGGAGAUGAGGUGUGCAGAGAGGGGUCAGGCAGCGCCGAUUACUGUGUUCAAUCAUCUAGCAAGUGCUCGGGAACCAAUUCCUGUUCUCCAUUCAGAGAGAUCUUCCAAGAGAGUGACGACUCUGAUUCUGAGAUAUUUAGGGUGAAGCGUCGGUCCACUUCCAGAGAAGAGCAGAAAUCCUCCUCCAGUCUCUUGAACUCCGACUUCUCUGAGCAACAGGUUUGACUUUUUAUCUUUUUUUUUUCAUUAGGAUUUUUGUUUGAUGUUCUUAUUUAUCUUAUAGGAGAAGUUUUAUCGCAGCCCGCGUUUCUUGUUUUUCAAUGUAUUAAAUACCAAAAAAAAUUUAAUUCAGUCAAGAGCUUGCCUUUAUGGUGAUGUUUUGAGCAGAUAACUCCCAGUGAAAACUUCCAGUUGGCUGUACUAAUGAGCCCACUAGGCCAAAGAACCACUAAUAUAUUGACCUAGUGUGGUUGUCCCCUCUCUCUCUCUCUCUCUCUCUCUCUCUCUACCUAUCUAUCCAUCUCUUGCUUUAGAUCACUCACAGGGUUUAAGCAUUGCUGAUAGCCUCCUGGUGUUGCUCUCCAUGAUGGAAUGCAUGUUCAUGAGCUGCACCCUCUCUUGUUUCAGGGACUGAAACGCCUAAAGAAGCUGAACCCCGGGGGUAGGCCGGCGGUCGGCGGUGGCAGUGGCGGUGGCGGUGCCACUGCCACCAGCAGCGUCCAUCCCAGAGAAGCUGUCCCUCCUCUUGUCAAGAAGAAGACCUGUGCUCGGCCCAAACAGCCGCAGCCAUGGGUCUGGAGUGAGCCCACCCCCAGGGAGCAUUCUCCCAUCGGAGGUGGGCAGCGGCGGACCAAGGUCAGAGGCCCCUCGGAGGGAGAAUCCGGCUCGAGGUGGUUCUGGUGA
Molecule: messenger RNA, 5796 nt
Organism: Spirodela intermedia
Lineage: Eukaryota; Viridiplantae; Streptophyta; Magnoliopsida; Alismatales; Araceae
Source: the annotation of a GenBank genome assembly